GUUUGUGUCUCAUCCACAUUGGCAGGAGGACUCAAGACCCUGGGCAAAGGUAGUGCAAGCUAAAGGUGUUUGGAGCUAUGGCUGAAAACGCAGCAGAUUGCGAGUUUCCACAAAGGCGACUCGGACCCAAAGAGAGCCGCAACGGUAGUUUUAAAGAUGCAUCAGUCAGAGAAAGACGGCAGCAAGAACGAGAAGAGCGUCUCUCUCUGGUGCUGUGGAGAAAGCCCCUCCAGACGCUGCAGUAUUCUUUCUUAGAGACACUCGUCACUUUGAAGGAGUGGACAUGGAAGCUCUGGUACAGAAGAUAUUCGGUGUUUUUCGUCCUAGUGCUUUUUUCAGUCUUCACAACGGCCUACUCAAUAGAAGGAGCACAUCAAACGUAUGUACAGUACAUGGAGAAGAAGGUCCUGUGGUGUGCCUACUGGGUAGGCUUGGGGAUUUUGUCUUCAGUAGGCCUUGGUACAGGUCUUCACACUUUCCUUCUUUACCUGGGCCCACACAUAGCCUCUGUCACACUGGCCGCGUAUGAGUGUGGCUCUGUGAACUUCCCCGAGCCGCCAUACCCGACUCAGAUUGUGUGUCCAGAGGAGGAAGGGGUGCCGGACAGUGUGUCCCUCUGGACCAUUAUGUCUAAGGUCCGGCUAGAGGCCUGCAUGUGGGGAGCUGGUACUGCUAUUGGAGAACUCCCUCCAUAUUUCAUGGCACGAGCGGCCCGGCUUUCCGGAUCUGAACCGGAUGAUGAGGACUAUGAGGAAUUUGAAGAGAUGCUGGAACAAGCAGAGAGCGCACAGGACUUUGCAACAAGAGCGAAACUCGCUGUCCAAAACAUGGUUCAGAAAGUAGGAUUCUUGGGAAUCCUGGCCUGUGCCUCAAUCCCAAAUCCUCUGUUUGACCUAGCUGGUAUUACAUGCGGCCAUUUCCUGAUCCCGUUUUGGACCUUCUUUGGAGCAACACUAAUCGGAAAAGCAGUUAUCAAGAUGCACAUUCAGAAACUCUUUGUAAUCAUAACGUUCAGCAAGCACAUAGUGGAGCAGAUGGUCUCUCUGAUCGGGGCCAUACCCGGGGUUGGAGUUUCCUUACAGAAGCCUUUCCGUGAAUAUCUGGAAGCGCAGCGAGCUAAGCUUCAUCACCCAGCUGGGGAUGGAACACCUGCGGGUGAGAACUGGCUCUCCUGGGUCUUUGAGAAAGUGGUGCUCGUCAUGGUCUGCUAUUUCAUUUUGUCCAUCCUAAAUUCCAUGGCACAGAGCUAUGCCAAGCGGCAGCAGCAGAAGAAGCACUGCGAAGAGAAAACCAAGUGAUAGACUCACAGGAAAUCAUCUCAGGCUCCCAUUUUGGAAACAAAGGAGUAUUUAACCCCUGAAUAGACGGAAUGGGCAUUAAUUUAACACGUGCUUCUUUGUGUACUAUUAUGUUGUAUCCCUUCAAUAUCCCCACCCCACCCCACUUUGUCUGUAGCACUUACCUAUUAAAAUCAGAUGUUAGAACUUUGUGGUUUUUACCUCUGCAGGAGAUGUACAGGAGAUUAAUAGAGACUGUAGACGGUAAUACUUGUUGCAAAAGCCUUAUGCAACAUUGCAGGGUCAUGCUUCCAUUGAACUGAAUACAGUUUGCUCAUGUAGAAUAAUUUAUUUCAUUUCUGUGUUAACAGUAUGACUGGGCAGGGUUACUUUUGUGAGACUGGUGAGGCAGAGUGUGUUUUUCAGGGGCAUGUUUUUUUAAACAUGGUCUGAUGGCAAUUUUCUUUUUCUUACACAGGGACAGCAAUAUCAAAAACAAACAAAAGAAAUCUGUAUGGCUUCUUAAUCGCCACUGCACAUUAUGUAAAUAAUUUGUGUUUUAACAUAGUUUAUGGAAGUCUUAAACAGACUUUCUGCCAUAAUGUGACAAAACUGAUGUUAUUUAAAUCUGGUUAAGAAUUAGCCUAGCCUCAUGUACCAUGCAUAUUAGACAUUUAACUUUAUAAACUGCCCCGAUUUAUGGUUUUCUUUCUGUCUUAAUACGUUUUAUGUGAAGCUAAAACUUGUAGGUCUUUCUUAGACCUUGGUUUAAUUCUGUUCUGACAUUAAAAUGAAGUAAUGCAUCA
Ictalurus punctatus (channel catfish) is the source of this 2083-nucleotide messenger RNA. RefSeq names its product vacuole membrane protein 1 (gene vmp1). Gene Ontology annotation, biological process: Golgi organization; autophagy. Lineage: Eukaryota; Metazoa; Chordata; Actinopteri; Siluriformes; Ictaluridae. The transcript is spliced from 12 exons. Bases 78 to 1298 code for a protein of 406 amino acids. The record is from RefSeq and is a predicted model, not a curated record. Gene Ontology annotation, cellular component: membrane; endoplasmic reticulum; endomembrane system.